Messenger RNA from Dinoponera quadriceps, 7686 nucleotides. It is a transcript of the gene numb, whose product is annotated as protein numb. The coding region runs from base 2297 to 4267 and encodes 656 amino acids. The record is from RefSeq and is a predicted model, not a curated record. NCBI's taxonomy places the organism in Eukaryota, Metazoa, Arthropoda, Insecta, Hymenoptera, Formicidae. The transcript is spliced from 10 exons.
ACGUGCUCGACCGUGCCUCUCAUUCUCACCUCACCAGGUAAACGAUCUCCUCGAGUGACGGAUGACUCUUCGGGAAAUAGUUCCCGACGCUGUCUGAUAACACAGACGACUCCCCGUGCGAGAGAUCAAACGUACUUUCGAGUUCCGGUGGGGUCGCCGGAAGUAGCUGAGCGUGACGGCGACGGCGCUAACGGAAAAACGUGGGAACGUGCAUCGUGCGACAGCGCUCCGCCGCUCCAUUAGUCGCCGCGCGCUAAACGAACUCGAGGAUAAUCGUAUUAUACACUUUGCGACAAAUGUUUCUGCCGGAAAAGUUCCAUCGCGAGUUGAUGUCGCGUGUAAGUCUCGUGCGCCGGUGAUAAACGGGGACGAGUACGGAAAAAGGAGGGAAGAAAGGAGAAAAAUCGCGAGUACGACGGAGCGUAACGGAAAGAAAGCAAGAGGACAGGAAAUAGGGAGGAAAAUAGGAAGAUAAGAAAAUACAGAUGGAAGAGAUCGAGCUAUUCGUGCCACGAGCGAUGUCUUGAUUGUCUCGUCGGAAGCACUCAACGGCUAUUUAAUUAGACGCAUCGGAACGAGGCUUCCGGUUCGGCCCGGCCUGGGAAAACCAUUAUAUCGAUUAAACUGCGGAAGGUUCUGCGAUAAGGGAAUUCGCGAGAGUCCGUAAGGUGCCGACGAGGUCACUUUUCGUUGUAAUUGUAUUAAUUGCUGCAAGGAGAAUGCGAAGUUAGUUUAAUCGAGUGUACAUGGUGGCGCUCCUUGAGGCAAUUCUCCGGUCGGAAGGGUCCACCUGUAGGGCGUCCGGGCGAAAGUUCAACGAAGAUUGGAGUAGUUCUGGUCCCGAACGAGUCUUCGUCCGUACGACUGAGUCGGAAUCUUUCGCGUUUACACAGCUCGAGCGACUCGCAACCGACCGGGAAACGUUGGGAAAUUCGCGUUGGAGGUUUUGCCCGCCGGCUGCCGCUGCACUCGCUGAGGAAUCGGUGGAGGAGAUGGCGAGACCCGCUGGUUCGCGAGAAGAGCGCGGCUCGCGAUCCUCCCGAUGACGGACGUAUCGAGGACGCGAGCAGUCAUCGUUUAAAAAUAACAAAACAGAAGGAGCCCGCGUAAAGAAGGCGAAGCCGACUGCAUUGUGCGGCCACAGCCUGCCUCGCAGCGGAAUACCGCGACUCCCCACUGUUGUGUCCGCGAGAUGCUCGCGUUGUUUGCGACUUGUGGGCUGGAACGAGACGAGCUGCUCGGGGAGAGGAAGGACACGCUGCGAGACCAGAAACGGAGAGAGAGACUGAUCGGGAUCCCACUCUUCUAGGUAGAAUUUGUGACGUCAGCCUGGGGCAAGUCGUACGACCAGUUCGUUCGCUGGUAAGAAGAAGCGAAGAAAAAGAAGAAGCAGAAGAAGAGGAAAAGGAGAAGAAGAAGGAGGAGGAGACGGAGAAAGGAGAAGGCAAGAGUCUCCUCUCUCAUGUAUAUCCGACUACGUUUUUACCGGCCGGCUGCGGGAGCAUCUCGCGCCGCCAUGUCAUCCGCGCACCACGACAUCCAUCAGCAGUAGUAGUAGCAGCAGCGCUUGCCCCUACCUCUCCUUCUCUCUCUCUCUCUCUCUCUCUUCGUGGCAUCCAUUCAGUGGCCGUCGUACCGGACUAAAAUUACCCCGGUCCGUCGAUCGCUGGCGAUCUACGCGCGAGCGGAGUGCUCGCUCCAGCGCGGAACGUUUCGGAGCUGGUGGCGGCGGCGAGAGGAAGCCUGUCUGCCUACCUGGUGCACGACGCUCGCGGUUUCGGUGAAGGUGCAUCGAGUGUUUCGCGCGUAGGACCGGUUUCGUUUCGCCGCACGGCCCAACCGCUCGACCGAGAGAGAGCACGCGUUCGUUGUCGCUUCUUACGGAGGUACACGUCAUUCGGGCGCGCUGAUGAAUAAUAAAGGAAUCCGCGGGAUUCGGGGUCUACGUCGCAGUGAGGUGAAAGCGGUCGGAAGGUUAGCCGUUGACGAAUCAGCGGCGUAGAGAGCUCGUACGCGGAGAUCACAGUGAAGUCUUUGAGAAUCGUCGGAGAGAAAAGAGCUUCCUUUUGUUCGUCGGAAGAGGAUCUUUCUUCCGGCUCUUCUCCGGCUCUUAGCGCGACAGACAGGAGCGUUACGCCGGGCUCACACCUGUAUCGUGCGAACGUUGUUGUUGGACGAUAGUGUCACCGUGUAUGGUGCACCAGAGGAUACGCGGCACUAUCAACAGCCCGUUCUGUUUGGAUACUCGACGCGGGCGGUACUACUCUUCGUGAAAACAUCGCCGUCCGAGAGAGAAAUGGGAAACCACCCGUCCGCCCACCAGCCACUCGAGAGAGCUACCAGCCAUGCUGGAAAUGGUCUUCGCCUCUCGAAGCGCGAGAGAUCGCCGGGUAGAAGGAUGGAUCGGCUUCGACGGAGCUUCCGGGACAGCUUUCGGCGGCGGAAAGACCCUCACGUGCCUGAGUCUAGCAAACCUCAUCAAUGGCAGGCUGAUGAAAGCGCAGUGCGUUCGGCUACGUGCGCAUUUCACGUCAAGUACCUGGGAUGUGUGGAAGUGUUCGAAUCGAGAGGUAUGCAGGUCUGUGAGGAAGCUCUCAAAGUUCUUCGAAAUUCAAGACGAAGGCCGGUACGGGCGGUGCUUCACGUGUCCGGCGACGGCCUCCGCGUUGUCGAGGACGAGACGAAGGGGUUAAUUGUCGAUCAAACGAUCGAGAAAGUCUCGUUCUGCGCGCCGGACAGAAAUCACGAGAAGGGAUUCAGUUACAUCUGUAGGGAUGGCACGACGAGACGGUGGAUGUGCCAUGGAUUUUUAGCGUUGAAAGAAUCGGGGGAAAGGUUGAGUCACGCCGUGGGUUGCGCCUUCGCCGCGUGUCUGGAGAGGAAGCAACGGCGGGACAAGGAGUGCGGAGUUACGAUGACUUUCGACUCGAAGACUUCUACCUUCACGAGAAGCGGCAGCUUUAGGCAACCGAGUCUCACCGAACGGUUACAGGAAUCGCGCGAUCGUGCAGUUGACGUGCCUCCGCUCAAGCAGGUGUACAAUCCUUUCGCGAUCGAGAGGCCGCAUGCAACUCCGUCGAUGUUGGAACGACAGGGUUCCUUUAGGUGUUUCACGCAACUGAACCAGGCAUCCCCUUUCAAGAGGCAGCUCAGUCUACGAGUCAAUGAUCUUCCUAGUAAUCUCGAACGCACACGUAGUCACAGUCUGGAGCCGACGGACUUGUCGCGAAUGCCUUCAGCUCUCUCGCACAUUGUACCUCUGAAGCCACCGGAGUUCGAAGGAUAUGACGAAGUGAGCCCGAUACCGGAAAUAUCUCCCGGCGGCCAGGACAGCGUAUCCGCGAUGUGUCAGCAGCUUUCUCGGGGGCUUUCUCUGCUGUCGAGCAGCGACGACUUCGGACCAAUGCCAUCUCACGCUGCCGCCGCGAGUACUAUCGCCAAGCAGCUCUUCACCAGCACCGCCAGCUCUCCUCCAGUAACGAGUAGCAGCUCGUUGGACGACAUGAAGCUGCAGAACGGUCCCACCAUGAAAAACAACAACAACAACGACAAGAACGACGAUCUCAGUAACCUGAAUCACGUCGGACCCAGUUGGCAGGACUCGGCGUCCCCCGUUCUCGCGUCGAACCACAGGCUCACGCCUAUCCUUAAGGCGAGCAACCUCAGUCCCAUUCUUCCAAGGAACGCGCCCACCGCAGUCGUUAUGAGCACACCGGCACCUGCCUCCACUGUAGGUGCCUUCGGCACACCACCGUCGGCGGCGAGUCCGGCUUUCAGUACGGCUUCUACGUCCUCUUUAGGAAACACGUCCACGCCGGCCGUGAACAGAUCGCCGAUCCCGAUCAAUUCGGUGAUGACACCGAAAACGAAUUCGCCCAGUGCCAGCGUAGCGUCCGUCUCGCCGGCGUUGUCCGUUCCGACUGACGUCGCUCAAGUCUCAUUGGCAACCGGUGUUCCGACAGCUAUGGUACAACCGCUUUCCACGGCAGCUGGUUUGCCGAAACCAGAACAAUGGCUAGGCAGUAUAACCGGCUCCGUGCCGUCGCCGGUGCCGCAGGUACCCGUUAGUCCUCGACGAGCACCUCCUCUCCACGCGAGAGCGCACUCGCUUGGAUCGGCCGCAAUGAGCCAAGCUUCCAGAGGAGGACCCUCCGAUCCUUUCGACGUCGAAUGGGCGGAGAUCGCAGCGAGGAAUCUGCGGCAAUCUAGUACGACGAAUCCAUUCAUUAUGCCGAACGCGACUCAGGCGUUCCAAGUGCAGUUGUAGCGUCAGGAGUUCAUCAACAACGUCGCCAAGUAUUUCCGUUCGAGCACAUAGUGAUGGCUGCACGUCCGCUCGCGCUUCGACCUCGCACACGAUCGAAAGUACUACACGUGAGCCGCGUGUCCUCGACCCGAUCGCGAGCACCGUCGCUUCGAUCGCGCACGACGACGCCGCGGUCGCGCUUCCGGUUGAGCAGCCUGAUCUCGACCACGAGUCUUCGGCGGAACAAGAAAUCAAGCCGAAAGAGCGUGGAUGAAUGAAUCCACUCGUCGUCGAGUCGGCGUUCUAGUAGCAACGACGGUAGCAGUGAACCACAGCACAAAAUAAAAGUAUCCGUGAGAAUACUUUAUAUAGAUAGAUACGUAUACGCGCACACAGCCUUAAAAGACCUCAAUAAGAACAAAAUAGAAAAAAAAAAAGAAAAACAAGGGAGGGGGAACGAAAAGAAACGCGUAAACGCGCGUAGGCGUACGUGGCGGGGAGGGACACAAAGUUUCACGCACCAAUAAUAAUACCAGGCUACUCCACGUCAGCCGAGGAACAAGAAGCAAUAGAAUAUCGCGGAGUACGCGCAUCGAUAAUUAUACUUAAAUGUCUGUGACACGAUGCUGUAAUUGGAUAUCCCAGUAAUCUUGAGUAGAGUUAGGCUCGAGCCGAGCGGUUAUCGUCGUUUUGCAUGAGAAACGAAAUUGUACGCACCCCAAGAUAACGCACUGCACCCCUCUUUUUUCAAAAAAAAAGAAAAUAAAAAUCCCGAAAAAAAGAGAAAGGAAGAGUAAAAUGAUAGACGAGUGAAUAAAGUACGUAGCGUAGUUGCUUCGUGGUCGUACACACUACGACGUGGGUCACGAAGUGCGGACGAAGUCGUACCUUCCCUUCACGGAAGGGAAGCUUGCUUUUUCCGGCGGGCUCGUCCGGCUCAGGCACAUACACAGGUGGACGCUCGGUUUCGCCGAAACCGUGACGCGAUUCAACGUAAAGGGGUUAACAUCCGCGAGAGACUGUGAUAUAUAUUGACGUGAAGUGGCCAGUACUUAAACGCGCGAACUUUAGCGUGGUCGAGACGGAUUCGCAGAGUAUCGGGAGUAUCGUGAGACCUGCUCAAGAUUGUCGCGCCGCGUGAUAACGGAGAACGGAGGCGAUCGUGAGCUCGGGGUACCGCAGACUCUAUAGUCCCGUAGCUGGCAGAUAGAAAAAGAGAAGAAGAGAGAGAAAGAGAGAUAAAUACCCAUAGAUUAUUUAAGUAAAGAUUAGCUGUUGAAGAUUAGCGGGGGCGGAGUAUGCCCCUCACACUAUCGUUGUCUAUUAUAUACACAUCGAGCUGCAUUUAUCGCAAGUGGACCGCGGGUGGAAGGUACGGCGACAAUGACGCGUAACCGUGGAAAUUCUCACACGACGAGGACGACAACGGCGCUCGCGGAGUGAUUCCCGUGACGACGGUGCUUCCGCUCUUACAAUCCGUAGCCGCGAAAGUUGCGUUCGCCGAUCCACGAGAUUACGCGCGAGUCCGUAUCAUCUGGCGAUGCGAUCGCGCCGGUUUAUGAGGUCGACGAUGUACGUCGUAGCGAGACGAGCAGGAAGGGCCUUCUCAGUUCCACGUAGUAAUUGAUAGUGUCCGGCGAGAUAUCAGUAUUGCAGCCUUGCAGCUUUCUGUCUUUCAAGCCAGCGGCCGCACUUUCGGUUUUUCGAAACGGAUCGAGGGUAAACGUCGAGGAAGGCCAAGAGCGAUAUUACGGGGGGCGGGGAGGGAGGAGGGAGGAGGGAGAUGAACAAGGAGUGUGUGUAUGCAUUGUACAUAGAAUAGUUAUUUAAAGAGUAACGAGACAGUAAAGAGGAUUAUGAUGAAAUACGUGAGCGAGGGAGAGAACGUUUGGAAGUCGUAUAUUAAGCCGGCGACUCAGCGAUGACGCGAAAGGGUUCCCCUUCCCCUCUGCUUCAUUUCUGAUUAAUUCCAUGAAACUGUCGUACUCACGCUGUUAUUCUGAUUUCUCCGAUUUCGAUUACGUCUACACGCGUGACACGUGUACGCGCGUAGCAUGCGUUUAUUAUGCGCGUUUAUUAUGCGCGCGGAUAUUUACGUUACGCUCUAUACCGAGAUUCACGCGUCGUUAAUCGAGUCCUGCGACUUCGUCGAUGCUCUUGAAUUCCUACACAUCGUUCCUACACAUCGUUCGUUUCGUCACGUUGAACGAGAAACGUAUGUGUACCGGUAUUCUUCCACGCGACGAAUCGCUCGUGUUAUCGUUUCAAUUGCAACCUGGACUUAAUCGCGGAUAAUCAGAUGAGAGCGAUUGUUACGGGAGAAACGCCGAGGCGUUGUUGCUGGUCGCGAAAAUGGACUUGGUUUUUCCAGCCACCUUCCGUCCGUCCCGAAAAUCAAAAGGUAGAGAGAGAGAGAGAGAGAGAGAGAGUUUCUAAGCGAGGGGGUUGAGUAACACCGCAAAGCAACACAUGGAGCGAUCACUAGGUACUUAUCGUGGUACUUAUGAAAACGGUUAAUCAAUGUACUUAAAAAAAAAAAGAAAAAACUAUUAACACACGUAGGUCGUUGUUAGCGAAAUCGUCGCUGAUCGACGCACGUCGUCGAUGUCUUCUACUCUAUCCGUCUCAUUUAAUUUUGUUCUCAUUUUUAUCCUUUCGGACUGACAUUUCUUUCGUUCUCCCAGAAAAACGCGGGAAAGGAGAAUGUGUACAUAACGCAACGUAGCGACUCGUUAUAACAUUAUUAUUACGUUUAGGUACUUAUUGUUUUCUUUUUUUCAUUUUACACUUUACUCUCGGUCGAUGUACGCUAACUCAUACAUUGUUCAUUUGGCUAGGAUCGAGGAGAAGCGAUAGCAGCGUCUCGGCCGAUCCCUGCUUGUAGGUUUACGAUGUGCGUAAUUUAUUCGGAUAUCCGGUGUCUUUUGUAAUUUUCGAUCGAUGCGAUUUUUAGUUGAAUUAGCUGUUCGCCUUUCUCCCUUUCCGAAAAAGCACAGAGAUCGGCCGAGACGCGUUCCGGUGUCUCAUAUCGACUGAAACAGGCAAGUGCAUUUAUGGAGGUAACGAAUAACAGUGGUAUACACACACACAUACACACACACACACACACAACACGCUCUCAAUACACGACAGGUGUAUGUUUACAUAUAUAUACACAUCCAGAGAUAGAGAGGAAGAAAAGAGAUGCCGGGACAAGAAUUAUAAGCGAAUAGGUGCACCGCGUGCCAAAUUCAAAAGUGCAACCGCGUUGCCUGCCAAUUGGACGGUAGUACAUCGCGCACGCUUCCGUGGUUGUGUUGUACAUAGUGUCGCCGGUCGAUUCCUGGAUCAACGUACGAUUUAAUGCGUGUAUAUUUCGUAAAGGUAUCCUUGUUCAUUUUACAAUGUAUCUGCCACUGUAAAGAUACGGUUUAUUAUAUAAUAUCUGUUGUGAUUACGAA